Messenger RNA from Aspergillus aculeatinus CBS 121060, 993 nucleotides. RefSeq names its product S-adenosylmethionine-dependent methyltransferase. The coding region runs from base 1 to 993 and encodes 330 amino acids. The record is from RefSeq and is a predicted model, not a curated record. The transcript is spliced from 3 exons. NCBI's taxonomy places the organism in Eukaryota, Fungi, Ascomycota, Eurotiomycetes, Eurotiales, Aspergillaceae.
AUGGAACGGAUCACCAGUUUCCUGUCGUUACUUGGAGAAGAAGUAGAAGAUGCCGAAGAGGAAGCCUUCUACCUUUUCGCACAAGACAUCCCAUCCUCCAACUUAGGCUUCGUCGACUCGCGCGCCACGACCGUCGACCUCACAAUCAACAACCAGGACUACACCAUCCAUCAAUCGCCCACGUUACUCUCCUCGACCCGUGCAGGGGGCACAACAGGCGCAGUCCUCUGGAAAAUCACCCCGCUCUUCUCCGAAUGGCUAUCCUCCGCGACCAACCCCCUCUGGACCCAAUCCCUCCUCUCCGCCGCCUCCACCGUCGUCGAACUCGGCUGCGGCAUCUCCGGGCUGAAUGCCCUCACCCUUGCGCCCAAGGUCCACCACUACAUCGCGACAGACCAGGAAUACGUCCACCGGCUCUUCCGUCAAAACAUCGAGACCAACCACCAGCCCUCAACCUCAACCAGAUCCUCCAAGUCUCGUAAACAGCAGCAACAGCAGCAACAACAACAACAACAGCCCAAACGCAGCAAACCCAAACAGCAACAGCAACAACAACAAUCAACAUCCUCACCAAACAUCACCUUCACCUCCCUGGAUUGGGAAACCGACGUCGCAGGCUCGCUGAAGGCCAGCGUCGGAUUGGAGAACCCUGACCCUGGUUCCGACGACGAGGAACAAGAAAUCGAUCGAGGCUUCGAUCUCCUGGUAUCCUGCGACUGUAUCUACAACGAUGCGCUCGUGGCGCCGUUCGUGCGCACGUGCGCCGACAUCGGUCGGUUGAGGCCGGUGUAUACCACAGAUAGUUAUGGGGCGAGGAGCCGAACGCCGACGAUCUGCCUCAUCGCGCAGCAGCAGCGGUCGCCGGAGGUGUUUGAGGCUUGGUUGCAGGAGACGUUGAAGGUGUUUCGCGUCUGGCGGGUCGGUGAUGAUGUGCUUGGGGAGGCGUUGAAGUCCGGGACGGGGUAUUUGGUGCAUCUUCUGCUUCUCAGGUGA